AUGAUCCGUCGACUUCCGGUGGAGAUGACAGAGGAUCAACUCAUCUCCAUGCUCAACAGUCUCGUUCCAGGCAAGUUUGACUUCGUGUACAUGCCUCACGACCGUCGCAAGAAGUUGAACAUAUCGCUGGCCUUCAUCAACUUUGUGGACACUGGGAGUGCCCAGGAGGUUGCAGACUACGUCAAUCGUUUGAACAAGCGCAGACAGUGGACUAUGGUCGCCUGCGCCAGUAACGUUCAGAGUCUGCACCACAACAUGGCCUACUACCUCGCUCGCUUCGGUGUCCACACCAUCCACGAUGCCUACUCCCCAAAGCUCUUUCAGGACGGUAGGCUCGUAGAGAACGCCGGCGAGCUUGUUGAUAUCUACAAAGCAUUGCCCGGGAACUUGUUCCAGGAGGUGAGAGGUGUUCGUGGCAUCAACGUGUUGGUUGUCACCACUCUGAGUAGUGAUGUCUUCUCCCGGAUUUCCAUCAGCUGUCGCGGGCUUUCCCACAUCCUGAGGUCUGGAGGUGCCAAGAAGUCCGUGAGCCACGUCGACUCGGCCCAGAAGAUGCGGCCAGAGCUAGCGCGUGUGCACUUGGCAACCACAGAGGUGGUCAGCAACGUCACGGAGGUGCCCGAGGCUCACAAGAAGCACAUGGCUGACAGUGAGAAGGAGAAGGGCAAUGAGGCCUUUUACUCGAAAGACUUCUCUGAAGCCGAGGCUUACUACAGCAGGAGCUUACAGUACCAAGCAGACGAUGCCUCUGCCUGGGCGAACAGGGCACUGGUGAGACUAAAGCUGAGCAAUUUCCAGGGUGCGCUGGAGGACUGUGAGCAUGCCCUGGCGCUGAAUGGCAGCCACGUGAAGGCACUUCAUCGGAAGGGAAAGGCACUUUACGAGCUGCAGCGCUUUGCUGAUGCUGUCAAGAUAUUCCAGCAAGCCCUGUCCCUGUCGCCCGGCAACUCUCAGAUCAACGGCGACCUCAUGGUUCAAGCCUUGGUGGAAAGAUGGGAUGCCUGUCGAUGUCCUGUUUGUGACCCCGCACUCGUUGCCUUGUUGUGGCAUUGCAGCCACUGUGCGCUCAGUGCUGAUGUAGUUGUCGUCAUGGACAUUAUCGUUGCCUUAGCAGUGGUUGUAGCAAGCAAAAGCUGCCCGAGACGGCAAGUGAAUGCCGGCCCCUCUCCUUGGAGGACUGCUGCCGAACCAAUUCAAAACCGACUGGUUAUUUUCAACAAUUCCACAAUCUUGCAGACCCAAGCCUGGUCCCGAAUCUGGGAGCGUGAAGAUGCUUCUGACUCAGACGCCCCCCCUCUCGCCCCCUUGCGGUAUUUGCUCCAGCCCAAGCGUUCGGAGGUUGCGCGACGCAGGCUUCGCGACGAUACGCCGCUGCCAAAGAUCGAAUCCGUCUAG
Symbiodinium sp. CCMP2592 is the source of this 1395-nucleotide messenger RNA. The record is from the annotation of a GenBank genome assembly. NCBI's taxonomy places the organism in Eukaryota, Dinophyceae, Suessiales, Symbiodiniaceae.